GUUCUGCUCAUCCUGGCACACACUGGUGAAGUGACGGCGGCCUGUCAGUCGGCAGAGCUUGACUUCAUUGUGCAAGCAGGUGAUGCAGUCUUGGCAGCGAUUGAAGAUGAUGUGCGAGCAGACCUGGCGAAGCUGGGAAUCACCGUGAACACCCGCUUCCUCAACAAAGAAGACUUCAACUCGAACAUGACAUCCGGCAACUUCAACCUCUAUGUGCUCCUGGAAGAAAACUUGCAGCAGCGAGAGCAGAAAUGGAAAGACAUUCUGUCAGGUUAUGUGCCGGGGCAACAGCAGUUCGACUAUCCGGUGCACACCUUGCGAGCUCUCAGCGGCAGCACAACGAUAACUGUUGCCCCAGGGGCGCAAACUGGGCUUUUCAGUUCCGUUGGGCGGAUGGAUCCUCACACAUACCGACCAAACGAGUUCUUCGCUAACAAUUGGGUCUACGAGGGUUUGACAAAGUACGGGCCGGAGGGAGUCACUGAGCCAGCACUCGCCGAGUCCUGGACGUUCAGCGAUUUGCCUUCAGGGGGUCAGGAGUAUCGGUUCACUCUCGCGCAGAAUGUGAAGUUCCACGAUGGCUCCGAUUGGAACUGUACGGUCGCCAAGCUGAACUUUGAUCACGUGCUCGCCAAGCCUUUGACGGCAGGGGACGAGCACGGUUGGUACGAUUUGCCAACGCAGAUUGUCUCAUGGAGCUGUGCUGGGGACUAUGAGUUCGUGCUUUCCACCAGGGACAAGUACUACCCACUGCUGCAGGAGCUUACCUACAUCCGGCCGCUGCGAAUGCUUUCCCCUGCCAUGUUUGCCAGCGGCCUCACAACGGAUCCAACCACUGAGAACUCGUGUUAUUCGGCCGGUAGGGUUGUCACAAACUUCGGGGAAACAAUCACGUGCGCAGGCACUCGGGGUGCCUCGGGAACUGGACCGUUCAAGUUCAUCGAAACCCUGGCCAACGGCGAUGUGAGGUUUGACAGGCACAGUGAGUAUUCGGGCGGAGAGCCUCAAAUUGAGCGGAUCAUCCUGAAGAAGUACGACAGCCACUCUGAGGUGAUGGCUGCUCUUUUGGACGGAAGCCUCGAUGCGGUCAUGGGCGCUGGUGUACUUGAGCCAGAAGACUUCCACACCCUCAGCACCACGCACGCUUUCCAAUUCCAGAUGUUUCUAGGCCCACCCAUCAUGAACCGCGUGAUCAUCAUGAAUGCGGCCAAGGCUCCAACCGACAACCUGAACCUUCGGAAGACCAUUAUGCACGCAGUGAACAAGGCAGAAAUUAUCGACAAGGAGCUUUACGGAAUGGCGGCGCCAGUGGACGCGCUCUUCCCCAAGACCUUGCCGUACUGCGACGUGGAUCUCACCCCCCGCUGGGACUACGACCGGGAGAAGGCAGAGCUACUUUGGUGCUCGGAGGCGGCGGCCGAAGAAUCGAGCGGCAGCGUGACGGUGACGGUGCUGGUCAUCGUCAUCGUCGUCGCUGUUGUUGCCGUGGCGGUCGUUGCCUUCUUCUUGUUCAAGCUUGGUAAGAAGCAGGGGGCGGAUGAGCAGAAGUUGCUGCACGCAAAGGCAGCAGGUGAACCUCCAGCUGGGCAGAUGGGCAAAGUCGAUGAGGCUGCAGUCUAG
Messenger RNA from Symbiodinium necroappetens, 1620 nucleotides. NCBI's taxonomy places the organism in Eukaryota, Dinophyceae, Suessiales, Symbiodiniaceae. The record is from the annotation of a GenBank genome assembly.